AUGAGCUCGUUCUCCACAACAGAACGUCUAGCUGCAAAGCUGAAGAAGCCCAAGGAGGUAUACAGCUACUCCAUCACCGACGGUAAGGUGACUAUGGACCAAUCUCAGCUCAAGUACUACUACCUGCCUGAGGAGACUAUCCUGAAGGCUCCUAUCGAUCUGACCAAAGGCAUUGAGAAUUGGACACAGCCCAACGAGCACGAUACUCAUCUGGACACACUGCUCGAGUCGCUAAGUAAAUAUGAGCGCGAAACUGGAAGUAAAAUCGAUGCCGAAAUCAUCACUUGGCGUGGAAUCCUUACCAAGAUCAUGACCCAUCCUUACGACCAGUACAAUGAGCCUAUUGUGCUGAAUAUUACAUAUUUCGACGGACACUAUUUCAUUGAGGAAGACUGGCAGAGCAAGCAGCAAGGCAAGAAGGCGCCCGAUGAGCAGAUGAAGAAACACAUCUACUCCGGCUACAAGUUCGAGAGUGUAGCUCUACUGAACGAGCCAUGGUUCAAGAGCUCACGAGAGGACAUUGAAUCUCGUUUCGAUGAUAUCCCCAAUGGCGACCAGUUUGUGUCCGUGGUUCGAACACAGAUUGGAGACAACAAGAUCCUGAUCGGCGGAGAGGUGGAUUGUGUGUUCGAUCCUUGUGCCAAAGGCACUAGCCGAUAUGGAGAGCUGAAAACCUCUCGAGAAGUUCACAAUGCCAAGGACGGCGAGAUUCUGGAGCGAAAAAUGAACCGUGCUUGGGCUCAAUCAUUUCUACUCGGUGUGAAGCAUAUCAUCUACGGAUACAGAACGGGCGAUCAUAAGCUCGCAGCUGUUGAUUACUUCAAAACCGAAGAUCUGCCAAUGUACGCUGGUGCUUCCUCUACCUGGAGUGGAACUGAUGAGAUCAACUUUCUCAACGCUGCUUUGACUAAACUGAAGGAUCUGCCCAAGGAGGAUAACAAGUUGUGGAGACUGGUGUUUGACUCUGCCAACAAAAAGGUGGAUAUUACGGAACUUGACGGAGAGAGCUUCUUGCUCAAGGAGUUUGUUGACUGGCGAAAGUCAAUGUAA
This is a messenger RNA of Yarrowia lipolytica CLIB122, 1050 nucleotides long. RefSeq lists its product as uncharacterized. The record is from RefSeq and is a predicted model, not a curated record. NCBI's taxonomy places the organism in Eukaryota, Fungi, Ascomycota, Dipodascomycetes, Dipodascales. Gene Ontology annotation, biological process: NAD-cap decapping; nuclear-transcribed mRNA catabolic process. Gene Ontology annotation, cellular component: cytosol; nucleus. Gene Ontology annotation, molecular function: mRNA 5'-diphosphatase activity.